This is a messenger RNA of Prosopis cineraria, 2262 nucleotides long. RefSeq names its product transcription factor VOZ1-like. Gene Ontology annotation, biological process: regulation of DNA-templated transcription; positive regulation of long-day photoperiodism, flowering. The record is from RefSeq and is a predicted model, not a curated record. NCBI's taxonomy places the organism in Eukaryota, Viridiplantae, Streptophyta, Magnoliopsida, Fabales, Fabaceae.
UCCCUUCGCCUUUCCCUUAUUCCACUCAACUGAUGAUUUCAGCAAGCGAGGGAGAUGAGGGUCGUGUCGUCGAUGGGAUAAAGCGGCUUCUUUCUCUUUUCCUCCUCUCUCUCUCUCUUUAUAUGAGAGAGUCUCUCUCUGACCAACCACAGAUAUUACAGCAAAAUUCGGGAAAGUAGCAUCACAGAGUCUGAGGGUUUUGUAGGAUAAUUACUGGAGGUUUAGCUAUGAAAAAGGUUUCAAAGACCAGCUGCAAGUCAGCAUCACAUAGGCUCUUUAAAGACAAGGCGAAGAAUCGGGUUGAUGAUCUGCAAUUGAUGUUCAUAGAUCUGCAGUUUGCCAGGAAGGAGAGUCGGACGGUUGAUGCUGCUGUUCUUGAGGAGCAGGUCCAUCAGAUGCUUCGUGAAUGGAAGGCUGAGCUUAAUGAACCCUCUCCGGCUUCUUCUUUACAGCAAGGUGGCAGUCUUGGAUCAUUUUCGACCGAUAUCUGCCGAUUAUUGCAGCUGUGUGAGGAAGAAGAUGAUGCCACUAGUCCAUUAGCUGCUCCGAAACCUGAGCCUAAUGAUCAGAGUCUGCAAGCUGGGGUUAAUAUGAUAUUCCAAGAGAAUCGACAGCAACAUGAUUUCCCAUUGGUUGAUGAGACCAAAUUCUCCUCUGGAGUUCGCAAUGUUGCAGCUAACAAUAUGGAUGGAGGUGCUCUAGAAUAUCACCAGUUUGACUUGCAUCAAGACUUAAAUCACAGUUUGUAUACUGGUCUUUAUGGGUCAGCGUGUGAGGAGGAUGCCAUUCCCCAUAUGUCCAACUAUCUCCCCAUCAUCUGCCCUCCUCCUUCUGCUUUCUUGGGCCCAAAAUGUGCACUUUGGGACUGUCCAAGGCCUGCUCAAGGGCUGGAGUGGUUUCAAGACUAUUGCAGUAGCUUUCAUGCUACUCUAGCAUUGAAUGAAGGGCCACCAGGAAUGGCCCCGGUUCUACGACCUGGGGGCAUUGGUUUGAAGGACAAUUUACUCUUUGCUGCUCUUAGUGCAAAGGCACAGGGAAAAGAUGUUGGCAUCCCUGAAUGUGAGGGAGCGGCAACUGCAAAAUCUCCAUGGAAUGCACCUGAGUUGUUCGAUCUUUGUGUUCUUGAGGGUGAGACUAUCAGGGAGUGGCUCUUCUUCGAUAAGCCUAGAAGAGCGUUUGAGAGUGGAAACAGAAAGCAGAGGUCACUGCCGGAUUAUAGUGGACGUGGUUGGCACGAAUCUAGGAAGCAAGUGAUGAAUGAAUUCACAGGCCUGAAGCGGUCCUAUUAUAUGGAUCCGCAACCACUGAACCAUUUUGAGUGGCAUCUUUAUGAGUAUGAGAUUAGCAAGUGUGAUGCAUGUGCCUUGUAUCGGUUGGAAUUAAAGCUUGUUGAUGGGAAGAAGAACUCCAAGGUGAAGGUAACUAAUGAUUCAGUUGCUGAUUUGCAGAAGCAGAUGGGGAGGCUCUCUGCUGAGUUUCCUCCUGAUAACAAACAGUCUGUGAAAGGCAGAGCUAAACUCAAUGCCAAGGUUGGUAUAGGUGGCAUACCAGGAUCUAACAGAGUUAUGCCAGGAAACGGAACAUAUGAGUAUGGUUUGCCUGCACCAUAUGAUUAUCUAGUUGAGAAUGCUGGUGAAUAUUACCUGACGUAAUUCAUCAUGGGAAGUUGUACAACAUGCUGCAGUCAGCUUGUUUAAUAUUCAAUAAAGGCGUCGCUUGGCCCCUCGACUCUCAUUUGAUCUACUUGCCUUUUCUUCUUUAGCAACUAGAAGCCAAGGUCAUUGUUUUUUUGGCUUGUCAAGAUAUUGUGAAUAUCUCACUCUCUCGCUGGAGUGCCUGCGUUAGAGGCUGCUGGAUGGUGAAUUCUAGCUCUUGAAGAUGAUCACAUCACAGCAAAAUUGAUGUAUGCGGUUAUUAUGAUUAGCAAUUGGUGAAUGCGAGAUAGAAUUGAACCAGCAUUCACCAAAAUGACAAAUAUGGUAUUAAGGCAGAGUCACCAUGAUACGGAAAUUAGCCUGUUACCAAAAUUAUGCUAAUGUAAGUCACUUAUGCGGCCCUUUUGAAGCUAUUAGCUUCAUGAUAAACUUUCAAGGGGAUGGAUGGUACAUAUUAUUGGCAAUGUAAUAAACGUUUCAGUCCUUUUUUGAGUAAUUUUUAUGACUCAAGAAGGGAAUCUAACUUUCAAAGUUAGAAUUAAUGCAGUCUAGCUGAUGAUAAUCUCUAUUGUCAAGUUUCCUGUUUUAUUGUUCGUUGCUUGUAAAA